AUGCCACCUCCCAUGAGGCCGCAUCCGCAAUACCAGCCAUUCUAUCAACAGCAUAUGGCGCCAAUGAUGCCUCAAUACCCUCAGCACUAUCCACCCAACUGGUAUGGAUAUCAACAACCCCACAUGCAUCCUAUGCAUGGCAGACCGCCAUAUUAUGCUCAGCUUCCUGUACCACCUCCUCAAUAUCCUCUCGCAGCUCCUCAUCCACAUCACGGCCCGCUGGUGGUAUCCAGCCAGCCGCACGUGCAGCCUGCGCCUCGACACCCUCAAGGUCCGCCAUCUGUGCCGCCGCAACCAACCUCGACCGCCCCAUCCAUUGCCUCAAACCCGGUUCAGACACCACCUUCUCCUCCUCUCAGUACCUCGAGCACGGUGAACACAAGAAAAGAUACCAUCUCCCCAGCAAUUUCUCCCGCGCCUCAACGGGUCCAAAGCCCGUCCGCUGAAACUCCCAGGGAACCUUUUUAUCCCCCUGUGCCUUGGUUGUCUGUUGACGGCGAAGCAUUCCCACCUCGUGCUCCUAGGCAGAGACGGCGGAUUCCUCGUUCCCUCCUUGCCUCAGAACCAGUCGUCUACCCAUUGGUAGAGCCAACCCCUCCUGCACCAACUACUCCGGCGCCCGUUGAAGAAGAACCCGCCCAAGAGCAGCUGGAAUCGGUACGUCAAGAGGAGGAUGAGUCUGCAGACAUUUCCGCAGAACAACCUACCACACAAGCAUCAACUCCCUUACCGUCGGACGCCCCAUCUGAAGUUGCCUCUACCCAACCAACGACCCCCUCUUCUGCCGUUCAUGCUCCUCUGUCAAAGUCUCAGCAAACCCCAACUCAACCGAAAGCCCGACCUGCUGGUCCCAUUCUCCCAGCUGUCCCAGUCCUGCCUUCUAGCCCUUCUGCAGCGCGGUCAAGCCACCGUGACUCGGUCGUCUCGACACAAUCAAAGACAUCCGAACCAGCACAAACACCUGUAGACAUUAAGGAAACUCAGAUCACCCCAACAGAAGCGUCAGAGACGAAGCCGGAUUCUGAAGAUGCUGCUCCUGUUGUUUUACCUCCUGCCCCGCCAAAAUCCUGGGCAAACCUAUUCAAGGCUAAUGAUGCGCGGAGUGGCCAGUCCACAGCCUUACCGUCGAAGGCUGCCUCAACUAUUUCUGGAACUGCAAAGAGUGAGACCCUAUCCGAAGUGCUGAACGAAAUGAACUCUAUCGUUGAAGCGCCAACUAAGAUAUCUUUUCUCAAACCACGUGGUCUUGUCAAUACUGGAAACAUGUGCUACAUGAACUCUGUGUUGCAAGUACUUGUUUUCUGCUUGCCAUUUUACGAUUUCAUAGCGAAACUGGCUGACAGAGCUCCACAUACAUUCAAAAGCGACACCCCCUUGAUCGAUGCAAUCAUCAUGUUUGUACGAGAGUACCCCAUCAUCUGCUCCGCAAACUCUGUGGAUCAGCUCCGCCUGCGCUUGAAGCCAGAUGAUUAUGAGAACUAUGGCGACUCUUUUAUUCCAGAGUAUGUCUAUGCUGCAAUCAAAGAUCUGCCUCGGUUCCGAGAAAUGAGGAGAGGCCACCAGCAGGAUGCCCAGGAAUUCCUUGGCUUCUUACUGGAAGAAUUGCAUGAAGAAUGUGCUCGCGCCAUGAGAUCUACCACGGCUUCCAGCUCCGGCCGAACGACGCCUGUUGGCAGUGUUUCCAAUGCCUCGGAGCACGCUGAUACAGAGAAUGGCUGGAUGGAAGUCGGCCACAAGCAGAAGUCUGCAGUCACUCGGUCUUCGGGCAUGACUGCGGCAGAAUCUCCUGUGACCAACAUCUUUGGUGGGAAACUUCGAUCCGAAUUGAAAGUGUCCGGGAAUAAGUUGUCCGUCACUUUGGAGCCAUACUCACCGUUGCAGCUUGAUAUCGGUUCUCCGCAGGUAAACAACAUCAUUGAUGCCUUGAAAGGACUUACGAGGCCGGAAAGUAUGCAGGGUGACUUUUACACUCCGAGAGGAGUAAGAGCCACUGCGACAAAACAAGUCUUCAUUGAAACUCUACCUCCAGUCCUGAUCCUGCACCUGAAACGAUUCCACUAUGACAACACCACAAAACGCGCGGAGAAGAUCUGGAAAAAAGUCGGCUACCCACUAGAACUCGAAAUCCCCAAGGAAGUGUUCCCUCUGCAGGUGCGGAACAAGUACACGGCGCACGGUGGCUUACCAAAAUACCGCCUCACAGGUGUCAUCUACCAUCACGGCAAGAACGCCAACGGCGGUCACUACACUGUCGACAUCCGCCGCCAAGAUGGCCGCGAAUGGAUCCGCAUGGACGAUACCUUACUGCGUCGUAUCAGAGCCGAAGAGGUCGCCGAGGGUGGCAGCGAAGAAGACCCGAAGGUCCUUGCAGCAGCGUUGGAACGCCACACAGCUAGCGGCAACCGUUUCGAACAAUUUGACCAAGCAACUGACGAGGAUGAUGCUUCGGACAAAACGUGGAGUCAAGUCAAUGGGCAUUCCAGAACCAAAUCGACAAUGAGUGCCGUGGUCAAUGGAACCUUGACGCCCAAAGACUCAUCUGGGAAGCAGACGCCAAAUCCCAAGUACCUUGUCAAGGACAACAAGGUUGCCUAUCUAUUGUUCUACCAACGGAUCUCCAAUUAA
Molecule: messenger RNA, 2625 nt
Organism: Fonsecaea nubica
Lineage: Eukaryota; Fungi; Ascomycota; Eurotiomycetes; Chaetothyriales; Herpotrichiellaceae
Exons: 1
Coding region: 1-2625 (874 amino acids)
Biological process (GO): protein deubiquitination
Cellular component (GO): cytosol; nucleus
Molecular function (GO): cysteine-type deubiquitinase activity; cysteine-type endopeptidase activity
Source: RefSeq, a predicted model, not a curated record